AUGAAUAUGUUAGAUGAUGAAGAUGACCAAAGCUUUCACGCUACGCGUGACGGCUACUCCCAUUUGAGCGAUGUCGAAUGGGAUGCGGUUGAACGGAUGGGUUCAACCAUGGGCAUCCAUGCUGUUAGCGUCAUGCUAGAGGCUCUCAAUAGAGAUGCCCAACAUGCUACCAUCGCCAAGUUCAUUCAAAAUGAACUUAACGCUGAACGCGAGAAAUUUGAACUGUUGAGACAGCAGCAGGCUGCUGCUGGUGGGUCGAUGCAUUCGCGUCGACCCGAAACCUUGAAUAUUGACAUCUCCAAGUAUAGGGGAGUCGAAGAAGACUCCCUCUUGAGAUGGUUCGUCGACUUGGAUGACGCCAUAAGGGCGCGUCGCAUCGACGACGGGGAUACGCAAGUUGCAUUCGCCCAAUCAAAUCUGGCAGGACGUGCCAAGACUUGGGCACUGGGGCUCAAGUUGCACGGCCCAUAUGCGUUUGGGUCGUUGGAAGUCUUCAAGUCGCGGCUCAGACAAACGUUUGAACCGCCUAGAGCUGAGCUCAGAGCUCGAACUGAACUCUUGAAGCUCAAGAAAGGUAAGCGUGAUGUGCACGCUUACGCGCAACAUAUACGACAUCUCACGAGUUGUAUAAGUUCCAAUCCAGUGGAUGAACACACGUUGGUUUCGGUGUUCAUGCAGGGUCUUGCGGAGGGUCCCGUCAAGACUCACCUGUUCCGGCUUGAACUAGAUUCACUAGAACAAGCCAUUUCCAUUGCGGAGCAGGAAGACUUCAGUCUGAGACAGGCUCGCGCCAGCUCGACAUCAUAUCGUCAACCGAGACGAUAUGACAGCGGAGGUCCAGAGCCUAUGGAACUCUGUUGUGUAGAGAGCGAGAAGGCUCGCUCUACAGGCUACAAGAAGUUGCAGAGAUGCAACAGAUGUCAAAAGACAGGACACUACGCUUACGAGUGUAGUGCCCCUCGUCCAGAGUCUCGCGACACUGGGCGUAGUGACCGUCCACCCAUGAGAAAGGGGCAGGGACGAGGGUCCGCUGUUGGUGCAAAGACGCAACAACGGGAUGGACCGUCAAAAAACGGUCAGGAUCAGUAG
This is a messenger RNA of Peronospora matthiolae, 1089 nucleotides long. The record is from the annotation of a GenBank genome assembly. NCBI's taxonomy places the organism in Eukaryota, Oomycota, Peronosporomycetes, Peronosporales, Peronosporaceae.